CCUGACACACCACUGCACUUUAUAGGCGAGACAAACAGCCUGUCCGAAUACCUCGUCCGUGACCUGCCGCGAUGGGAGGACAGAGGCUGGAUCGACGUGCCGAACAACGCACCGGCGAAGGCACUAGUCAAUACCCUUCGCAAGCGCUGUGCUGUGACAACCUUCAGACAAGCAACCGGAGUGGGAGACAUGCGUAGGCUGGAGCUUGCAAGACGUGAGGCGAAAACGCUGCGUCGGUCUGGAACGGCGCCCACCCCCGUGAACAUGGAACUUGACCCGACCUUCGACCUGUCGGGGGCGAGACUAGACAAACUGACGCAAAAGCUCGCGUACCGCGGUAUCAUAGCCCGUAAGUGCGUGGCGCCCCGCAGACGGACGAUCCAAAGUCUAGCAAAUAUUAGAGACGGGGUACUCACACUGCAAGGGAAGUUGAUCGCAAACGAAGACAUAUGGCGGAGCCUGAGAUGCCCUGACAUUAGAAAGCCGAUCAGCGACUUCCUGUGGAAGAGCGUCCAUGGGGCACAAAAGUGUGGGAGUUAUUGGGAGCAUAUACCUGGCUAUGAGGAACGAAGCCGGUGCCAAACGUGUGGACAGCUGGACUCACUAGGACACAUCCUCCUCGAAUGCGAGGCAAUCGGGUCGGCCACAAUAUGGAGCAUGGCGAAAGCACUCUGGCAGAAGAAACAACUGACUUGGCCAGAGCUGAGCCUGGGUGACAUACAGGGCCUGUGCCUGCGAAGGUGGACUGGCGCGAGAGGACAACGACGGAGACACGCAGAGCGAUUUUGGAAGAUCCUAAUAUCUGAGUCCGCCUUCCUGAUCUGGAAGCUGCGUUGUGAGAGAGUUAUCGGACACGCCGACGAAGAUGACUGGGAACACACCGGUCAGGCAAUCCGAGCCAGAUGGACUAGGGCCAUGAACGAAAGGCUACAUCUUGAUAUGGUGCAGACGCACAGGCGAUUCGGCCGGUCCGCAGUCAAAAAGGACAAGGUCCUGGGAACGUGGAAUGGCACACUGUUUGAUGAGCUGGCCUUACCGGAAGACUGGACUACAUACAAUAGGGUUUUAGUGGGUAUUGACGCGACGCGUCUCGACAUACGGGACGAUGGUUGA
This is a messenger RNA of Fomitopsis serialis, 1113 nucleotides long. RefSeq lists its product as uncharacterized. The annotation marks the transcript as partial. The record is from RefSeq and is a predicted model, not a curated record. NCBI's taxonomy places the organism in Eukaryota, Fungi, Basidiomycota, Agaricomycetes, Polyporales, Fomitopsidaceae. The transcript has a single exon.